Cuculus canorus (common cuckoo) is the source of this 3082-nucleotide messenger RNA. It is a transcript of the gene AP4B1, whose product is annotated as adaptor related protein complex 4 subunit beta 1. The record is from RefSeq and is a predicted model, not a curated record. NCBI's taxonomy places the organism in Eukaryota, Metazoa, Chordata, Aves, Cuculiformes, Cuculidae. The coding region runs from base 38 to 2260 and encodes 740 amino acids. Gene Ontology annotation, cellular component: clathrin adaptor complex; membrane coat. Gene Ontology annotation, molecular function: clathrin binding. The transcript has 10 exons. Gene Ontology annotation, biological process: vesicle-mediated transport; intracellular protein transport.
CGGAACCGGAGCGGGGCCGCGGCGGACGGGGCCGGUGAUGCCGUACCUGAGCGGCGACGAGGCGGUGCGGGAGCUGCGGCGGACGCUCUGCAACCCCCACGUGCAGGCGGACCCCGCGCGGUACCGCGCGGCCGUGAUGCGCGUUAUCCGGCACAUGUCGCAGGGUGCGGAGGUGUCGUCGCUGUUUGCGGAGAUGGUGAAGGCGGGCGCGGCGGCGGACCUGGCGCAGAAGAAGCUGUCGUGGCUGUUCGUGCAGGCGCAGGCACCGCGGCAGCCGCAGCUCGCGUUGCUCGCCGUGAACUCGCUGCGCCGUGAUUGCGCGCAUCCCAGCCCUGCUGUGCGAGGGCUCGCCCUGCGUAGCAUGUGUGGACUACGGAUUCCCGGGAUUCAGGAGUACCUGCAGCAGCCGCUGCUCAAUGGCCUGCGGGACAAGGCCUCCUACGUACGCAGGGCGGCUGUGCUGGGCUGUGCCAAGAUGCUGAAGCUGCAGGGAGACUGCGAAGUAGAUGGUGCCCUGGUGAAUGAGCUGUACAGUUUGCUUCGCGAUCAGGAUCCUAUCGUGGUCGUGAACUGUCUGAGGGCCUUAGAAGAGAUCUUGAAGAAGGAGGGAGGAGUUGUCAUCAACAAACCUAUUGCCCAUCAUCUCCUCAACAGGAUGGCCGAUCUGGAUCAGUGGGGGCAAAGCGAGGUGCUCACCUUCCUUCUGCGCUACAAGCCCCGCAGCGAGGAGGAGCUCUUUGACAUACUCAACCUGCUGGACGGCUAUCUCAAAAGCAGCAGCACCAGCGUUGUGAUGGCAGCCACUAAGCUGUUCCUGGUGCUUGCCAGGGAGUACCCGCACGUGCAAGCAGACGUUUUGGUGAGAGUGAAGGGGCCGCUGCUGUCUGCCUGCACAUCUGAGAGCAGGGAGCUGUGCUUCACCGCGCUCUGCCACGUCCGUCAGAUCCUUGGUAGCCUUCCCGGCCAUUUCAGCAGCCACUACAAGAAGUUCUUCUGUUCGUAUUCAGAGCCCCACUACAUCAAAUGCCAGAAGAUGGAGGUGUUGUGCGAGCUGGUGAACGAUGAGAACGUCCAGCAGGUGCUGGAGGAGCUGAAGGGCUAUUGCACUGAUGUGUCGGUGGAGCUUGCCCAAGGGGCGAUCUUCGCCAUAGGCAAUAUAGCUAGGACAUACACGGAGCCCUGCGUGGCGAUUCUGACAGAGCUCCUGGGGCUUCAGCAGGAACACGUCACUUCAGCGGUGGUCCAAGUGUUCCGGGACCUGAUUUGGCUGUGUCCCCAGUGCACGGAUGCCGUGUGUCGGGCCCUGCCUGGCUGUGAGGAUGCCAUCCAGGACAGCGAGGGCAAGCAAGCGCUGAUCUGGCUCCUGGGUGCACACGGUGAGAAAGUACCCAACGCCCCGUAUGUUUUAGAAGACUUUGUGGAGAACGUGAAAUCGGAGCUGUUCCCAGCAGUGAAGAUGGAGCUACUGACAGCGCUGGUGCGACUUUUCCUGUCCCGUCCUGCUGAGUGCCAGGACAUGCUGGGGAGGCUGCUCCACUACUGCAUAGAGGAGGAGAUGGAUAUGGCAGUACGAGACCGCGGGUUGUUCUACUAUCGCCUGUUGCAGUCUGGGGUGGAAGAAGUGAAACGGAUUUUGUGUAGCCCCAAGUCUGACCCCUCUCUGGGGCUCCUGGAAGACCAAACUGAACGAUCCGUGAAUACGUGGGCUUCAGAGUUCAACACUCUUGCUCCUGUUUAUGGCAGAGAACGCUGGGCUCUCAUCACUGCUCAACAGCCAGUGGAACCCUCUUAUGCUUGUCCUCCGUGUCCUGAUCCCAAGGGCAGCGGCACAGAGUCACUGAUUUCUGAAGGGAGCAAAGAAGUCCUCGAGGUUCAUCCUGAUACAGGCAGCCUGACCUUAGUUCCUGACCUGUACGUGACCGCAGAGCAGUUUGAGAAGACCUGGCUGAGCCUGGACGCGAGCUGCCACCUCUCCCUGCCCUGGUGUGGGGCUGUUCAUCCGGAUGCCAUACAGACGGCUCUCCACGUUGUCCACAUCCAGACUAUUGCGAUGAGCAAAGCUGGUGCCCAGCCGUGGAAAGCUUAUCUGAGUGCUCAGGACGACACAGGCUGCCUCUUCCUGACAGAGCUCUUGCUCGAGACAGCAGAUUCGGAGAUGAAGGUUUUGGUGAAGCAGAGCGAGGCCAAGCCGGAGGCGCUGCAGGCCUUUUUGUUGGUGUUGAGGACGGUCAUCGGGGCAGUUGGCAGCCUGGAGUCCUGACUGCUUCGGGCUGCGAGUACGAUACUUGCUUGGGGCACAGGAAAAGUUAAUUUCUCUGGCUUCUUUUGCCAUGCCUGCUGCUGGGUUUGUACGUGUGAACUGCGGGAGUGCCAUCAGUGCUUUCCCAGCGCAACGAGUGCGCGUGGCAUGCAGGCAACUGCAGAUGUGAGAUCACUGCCGCUGCGAGCAGGGCAGGUGAAGGGAUGGGAGUGAUUGGUGAGCUCGCUGCCCCUGCCAGGAGUCACAGAAGCGGUGACCUCUCUGGUGGUUGUCCCAAAGCACCAACGUGACUGAGGGAACCAGAGAAGAGCGAAAUCUAGGGAUGUGCUUUGGAGAGGUUUUCAUGACAAUUGCUAAUAACUCAAAUAACAAGUGGUUGGUUCUUGGUGUUUUGUGUGUGUGCGUGUGUUCAUUCCGUGUGAGCUGUAUAGACCUGCGUGACGUUGGCCAUCUGCUCACACCAGAGUGGAAGAAUUGCUGUUUAGGUCAUUAACCUGUUCUUGCCAGCCUCAAAACCUGAUUUUUUGAAGAGCAAUGUCAACAGCACUCUGAAAGUUACAGAGAGUUGGACUUUGUACGGUGUCCUGAGCAGAGUUUCCUUGUCACAGCUGUGUUUUACACCUGUGAGGGGUGGUGGCUUCGUUAACCCUGUUCUCUAAGAGUUCUCAUCAUUUGUGCUUUCUUUUCAUGGCUGUGUUGUACCUCUGAAUUGCAGCGUGCCUUCCCUGUGCUUCCCUGAACGCUGCUGUGGUGUUAAACAUCAGGAUUUAGGUUUUAUUCCUGACGUUCCCAAUAAAAAUAUAACUCAAUCCUGGCUGGUUU